Gongylonema pulchrum is the source of this 339-nucleotide messenger RNA. The record is from the annotation of a GenBank genome assembly. Lineage: Eukaryota; Metazoa; Nematoda; Chromadorea; Rhabditida; Gongylonematidae.
AUGCAGGUGCUUCCUGGAAUGGCAGAGUGCCAGUAUGUUGUGUGUGACCGCAAAAUAGAAACGUGGUAUAAAGUGUACGAAUGGUGCCGCGAGACGAUCAGUCGUCUGAUGCCGUUUGUUCUCGUGGCUUAUUUUAAUUCCAAGAUUUUGAUCACAUAUCGAAGUACCAAAAAGGACCGCUUUCGUCGACUUGCCACUAAAAAACAAAAAGAAGAGAAGCGGCUAUUCACACUGCUGUUUUCAAUUAUAAUAAUAUUUUUUAUCUGCACAAUACCAGCUGCCCCAUUAACAAUAUUUGUUUCCGACAAGCAAUCCCUCAAUCUGCCUUUUCAGAAUUAA